Xenopus laevis (African clawed frog) is the source of this 1060-nucleotide messenger RNA. RefSeq names its product nucleophosmin (nucleolar phosphoprotein B23, numatrin) S homeolog (gene npm1.S). Gene Ontology annotation, cellular component: centrosome; cytoplasm; ribonucleoprotein complex. The record is from RefSeq and is marked provisional. Lineage: Eukaryota; Metazoa; Chordata; Amphibia; Anura; Pipidae. Gene Ontology annotation, molecular function: chromatin binding; histone binding; identical protein binding. Gene Ontology annotation, biological process: regulation of centrosome duplication; ribosomal small subunit export from nucleus; chromatin remodeling.
GGAGAGUGGAACAGUAUUUGGUUUGUGGAAAAAAUGGAAGAUUCAAUGGACAUGGAUAACAUCGCUCCACUCCGCCCACAGAAUUUCCUCUUUGGAUGCGAGCUUAAAGCAGACAAAAAAGAAUAUUCAUUUAAAGUCGAAGAUGAUGAAAAUGAGCAUCAGUUGUCCUUGAGAACAGUUAGUUUGGGUGCUUCUGCUAAAGAUGAACUUCAUGUUGUUGAGGCUGAAGGAAUAAAUUAUGAGGGUAAAACCAUUAAAAUUGCCCUUGCCUCACUGAAGCCGUCUGUGCAACCAACGGUAUCUCUAGGAGGGUUUGAGAUAACACCACCAGUAAUUUUGCGGUUGAAAUCUGGUUCAGGACCAGUAUAUGUCAGUGGGCAACAUCUUGUGGCUUUAGAAGAUCUUGAAUCCUCUGAUGAUGAAGAUGAGGAACAUGAACCCAGUCCAAAAAAUGCAAAAAGGAUAGCACCUGAUUCAGCAUCAAAAGUUCCUCGGAAAAAAACACGUCUAGAAGAAGAGGAAGAAGAUUCAGACGAGGAUGAGGAUGAUGAUGACGAGGAUGAUGAUGAUGAAGAUGAUGAUGAAGAGGAGGAAGAAACACCUGUUAAAAAGACUGACUCUACAAAAUCGAAGGCAGCUCAAAAGUUGAAUCACAAUGGGAAGGCUUCUGCAUUGUCCACAACACAAAAGACUCCAAAAACUCCAGAGCAGAAAGGAAAACAAGAUACAAAGCCUCAAACACCAAAGACACCAAAAACUCCUUUGUCUUCUGAGGAAAUAAAAGCAAAGAUGCAAACUUAUUUAGAAAAGGGUAAUGUUCUUCCUAAAGUGGAAGUAAAGUUUGCAAACUAUGUGAAGAAUUGCUUCAGGACUGAAAAUCAGAAGGUAAUUGAAGAUCUUUGGAAAUGGAGACAAUCCCUGAAAGAUGGAAAAUAAACCUGCCUCCUGUUUAAAUGUUAAUUUGUUGGUUUUUUUUUUUUAAAUGUUUAUCUUGGGCCAAGUGUUUUGAAAUGUAAGACUAAACUGCAUGCUUUAUGAAAAUAAAAUUUGUUCUUACAUA